Molecule: messenger RNA, 3461 nt
Organism: Marchantia polymorpha subsp. ruderalis
Lineage: Eukaryota; Viridiplantae; Streptophyta; Marchantiopsida; Marchantiales; Marchantiaceae
Source: the annotation of a GenBank genome assembly
CAAACUAUUAGGUGUAACCCGUGGAGACUAAGAAGAGUGCUUCGCAGCUUUGUUGUGUGGCUCACCACCAUGGCUCCCUUUUGCUGCACUCCGCUAUUCAAACCGCGAUGCUUUCUUUAACGUGUAUCUUUAAGCGAAAGGUUCAAGGUUCCAUAUGCUCGAAACCGAACCAAGUUGGUCCAAUCCAUCCUCCAGACAUCUGCUACUCUCGCGUUAGCCUCCGGGAAUAAAUCAGCACUUGAAACAGCACACAUAAACAAACCUGCUUCAUAGAAAAUUAGAAAUCUAAAUAUCUAGUCAGUUAGUCGAAUGCAAUGAAGCACUGAAGCAAGGGGCAAUGUACUGUAUCCGGAUUAUCUCGAUGAUAAGCACGUCUUGGCUCAAGACGCAAGCCUCGAGACAUUCCAGUCUUGUAGAGAGACGAUGGAUUACAGAGGGAAUAUAGAGAUGUCUGAAGUAGUGAACUACUUUUGAGUCCAUUUAUUUGCUUAGAUCCAUCCAUCCGUGCCGAAGGUUUUGACCAACGCAAAUUUCGGUAACCAACCUUCUUCGUUGCUCUCUCAGGGCGCUGCGUCGUUGUCAGAACGAUCAGUUGUAUGUCCUGAAUGAGGAAGGGGCAAGAGUCACACAGCAGGCAAGAAAACUAUGAUGCUGCGUAAGACGAUUCACCAAGAACUGGCAGUUACCAGAGGCAAAAGCACUGUUCCUAAAACUGGAUUUUGCUCAGGAGUCUUAAGUCUGAAUUUCAGAGUUGCGAACAGACCGCGAGCGUAAGUCACGAAAGAACUUCAGCGCAGCUGAAGUGUUUGCUAGGGAUUGAUCUUUGGGGUCUUUUCCCUUGUUUGUGGUUUUUCGCUUGUACUGUGAAUUUUCAGCCUUUUGACCCUUUGGGUACUCGGGCUUGAUCUAUUACCAUUUACCAUUUAAUACCAUACUUGACGACACAAUGUCUCGAGUCCAACAGUAUCCAGAGCAAGGACUUCACUUUCUGGUUCCAUACGCGUGCGGGGGAAGUUUCGUCUCGCACUACAGGAUGGAAAUAACGAUAUGUCUGGGACAGCUCAGACAUUUGGCUUUUGUCUCCAGAACAGUCAAUUGGAGCAGGGCUUCAACGUUAACAAUUGGUAACUUUUGUUCGCCAUCUCUAAGCGGUUUAACCACACAACAGGAUUCGCACGAGUCAUGGCAAGCAUCGAGCGAGCAUGACACCAGGUUGCAGCCGACAGCGAUCCAGAUGCAUCAGCAGAAUUGUCCGACUUCUCUAGCAGUCCGAGGAGUGAUCUAGACCGGCCGCAGCACAGGGGGAAUCUGAUAACGGGAGACACGAGGCACAAUGGAAUCGAAUGUGAGAGUGGUGACGAUUAUGACGGUACGUGAAACUAUUGGACAUUGGGAGAGUUGCGAGGGUCGUGGGACCAGCAUUUGGAAUGGUAAUGUCACCUACUAAUCAGGACAUGAUAAGACGAAGGAAAUAAGUCGAGAGACGACUGCUGUGCAGAGAAUUAUCUGUCUCAUCCGACUGCACCUUGGGGGAUUCUCGUAGGGAGCUGACAGUCGCAGGUGGGUCGUAGGCGUCACCUGAGAUCGUUGUUGAGUCGGUACCCGUAUCUAGAAACCGGUAAAAAACAAGACAGUUGAGCAAGGCAUUCGAUGUCUCACAUCCAUCCACCAUAACCUGUUGGGAGGCUCUCGUGUGAAGCUGUUGGACGCGUCCUCUCUCGGACUGUAACUCGAACAAUGCCACAGCUGACCCGGUUGAGUGUGGAGUGCAUUGAACUCACAAUGCUGGAACGUCGUUGGUUAGACUGUCGACAUUGGUUGGCCCGGAGGAAGGAUGUUGGUGCAGCUUUUUUUAUAGGAAUGCUUUCUUCUUACAACUCUGGCAGUAGAAGAGGAAAAAGAAGAAGAAGAAGAAUGUGGCAGUUAUUCAAAUGCUCGGUUGAUGCACCCGAGAAGAAAUAAUGUCCACUGUGGAUAUGCCACUAUUGGACGUUCUGUUUUCCCAUACAUGAUAAAUGUGCAGGAAUGAAGAAUUCACGUAGAUGGGUAGACUGGAGCGACAUUGUCGACCCACUGUUCCAGCCAUCCAAAUCCACAAACUGUUCGCACCUGCAAGAGCCAAUGAAGAACAGCUGUGUAGAAAGAUUCCAUCUUGAAAUCAGAUUCUUUCUUCGACCAACCGCAUGAGAGAGCUGCACAGAGAUAUGGAACGGAUAUUGUGAUGCAGUUUGGGACUCCGAAUGUUCGAUCCCCAAUCCGACAACCUGCCAGUCGAAACGGCGUCCAUAAAACCAUGGGAUCAUCCGCUAGUGCUUGUGCCCGUGGUUCUCUUGCUCUUGUCUGUGGGAGCAACACUAACUCUUGCUGGAACGUGGAACGGAGUCCUCCUCUGGUCGGGAAGAGGGACGGCUGCACAACUGCGUGAGCAUUUCUUUCCUCCACGAAAUUCAUCCGAUCACCAAUCGGAUAAAUCAGCUGAUAAAAAUCCACGUGGAUUUGAUGUCGCUAAUAUGGAAGUCGAUCUCGAAGUUCUCAGACUCGUGACUUCAGUUGAAAGCUUGCAGCUCGUCGUGAAGAACGAGCUGACGAUAGUUGAGUAGAUUGUCCGUGUCUGGAUGCUUCCAAAUGGACACAAUUCAGCUCAGAAGAUCGUCUGUUAAAUCGACGGCGAACAGGAGAGCUGUGCUUGGAACCCAUGGCCGUAAGCGACCACGCACAGAUCUGCAAAUGCAUUCAGGCGCAAGCAGGUGUAUAGGCCAGGAAUCGAUAGUAUAGUUGCGAGGCAAAUGAUGCGUGACGAAAAGUCUGUCAACGCACUGGUCUUUGGAUUGUUGCUUGGAAGGGGAACAUGUUUAUGGCACGGAAUCCCACUUGCUCACUUCUCCCUUCUCACUAUUCCGAAGGCCAAGGAUGGAACUGGUUCAGUCGUCACCAUGUAGCAGCAGCAUUGGACCGCCACUUAUUUUCCUGCACUCGUGGUGCCGUUUCGACUGGUUCUCCCGACCUUCAGUAUCAUCAUCAAUCAACACCAACACAAUAGUGUGGAUCUGGAUAGAAACAAUAAAAAAUAGUAUGAACCAGUCUCCUCUAUACUGUAUAUAAUCGAUUUUAUAGAAUACCGUCUCAAACUGGGGGGAAACAAUUGCAUAUUGCACUGUCAAGUGGUGUGUUGUUGUUUUCUGUUUUUUUUUAGGUAUCCUUUUCUGGAUGCAUGCUUUGGGUCAGACUCACAUGCUCUUCCAUUUCCAUGAAGCUCGGCGCCUGCGGUGGAGUCAAGCGGAUACUAAGUUUUGUAGCACACUUUGGAUUCUCUUCUAACUACGAGAAGUACAGUCAAUUGCAUGGUCCUUCGAUUCUCAAACAUGUCUAUGUUAUAUACAGGGAUUAAUUUCCGCCUUAGCCUCUAACUUCCACCCACCAGCUCUACUAUAGAAGAAGCUGCCCUCCCCCGAUCUCACUAU